This is a messenger RNA of Penicillium cataractarum, 2070 nucleotides long. RefSeq lists its product as uncharacterized. The record is from RefSeq and is a predicted model, not a curated record. Lineage: Eukaryota; Fungi; Ascomycota; Eurotiomycetes; Eurotiales; Aspergillaceae. The coding region runs from base 1 to 2070 and encodes 689 amino acids. Gene Ontology annotation, molecular function: DNA-binding transcription factor activity, RNA polymerase II-specific; RNA polymerase II cis-regulatory region sequence-specific DNA binding; zinc ion binding. Gene Ontology annotation, cellular component: chromatin. The transcript has 3 exons. Gene Ontology annotation, biological process: DNA-templated transcription; regulation of transcription by RNA polymerase II.
AUGUUUUUCAGAAACACAGGAGGCAUCGUGAUUUCCUCCUCAUCCGCCGGAAUUCCCUCAUCGGAGGACCGACCAGGUCUAUCGCAGUCGUUUCAAAGCCCUCAUGUUCAUGUAAUGCAGAUACAGAAUGCUUCGGGAGAAAUUCCUGAGCCACUUGCUCCAGAAAAGGUUGUCACAUUUCCCACCAAGGACAAUGAAUUGAGCUCCUUUUGGGCAGGCAUUGAUCAGGUUCCUAGUCUUCAAGAUGGCCUGGAUUGGUUCUUUGAGCCUCUGGAGGGUAUCAGUGACUUGGUCAACUCUCCCCUGCCGCCACAAUUUGAACCCGAUGUAUCUAUUCAGAUUCAGCUUCCUACGCUACAUGAUUCAGACAGUCGACUUAGGGGAAAUCCUGCGGAUGGAGACGAAGUCGGGCUUUUCCUGGAUAUGAAUCCCGGCAUGCACCAAGAUAACGACUGGGCUUUUGCGCGAUCCAACAUGCUUGACUCGCUCAGUCAACUCGAUAUCCAAGUCUUGCAGUCGCCGUUCUUUGAGGUUGACAACUUGAGAAUGUUUUUAAGCCUCUAUUUCAAGCACUACCACCCCCAUUUUCCGAUCAUUCACCAGGCAACGUUUUCAGUGUUGGCCUGUCACCCGCUCCUUCUGAUUGCAAUUCUAGAUCUAGGCUCGGCUAUGGCAAGAGACGAGAUGCUUUUCCAUCUCGGACAGCAGGUGCAUAAUUCUUUACGAUUGACAGUUCUCAACAGCGGGAUAUUUGAGCCCCCGAUCCCUCUCUGGUGCCUUCAAGCGCUUCUCCUAGUUCAGGCUUAUGGGAAGAUGAUCUCAUCACGGAAGAAUUAUGAAAUGGCACAUAUAUUCCAUGGGACAAUUCUCACGAUGAUGAAAAGAGGCAGUGUUUACCUGGCAGCUUCCACUUCGCACCCACCCGAGCCUAAUGAGCCUCUACAAGCAAGCUGGCGCCGCUGGAUAGGCGAGGAAUCUUGGCGUCGAACCGCGUUCUUCGCAUUUGUGAUGGACGCCCAGCACGCCUGCGUAUUCGGACAUUCUCCGGUGCUCUCGGUGAUCGAUAUGCGCAUAUCUCUUCCCUGCCUUGAAUCGAUAUGGGAGUGUACCUCUGUGGAGACAUGGCAAGGACUGACUCGACCUGAAAUGACUGCGUCGCUCUUCUUGCCGACUCUUAAGUCCCUGCUCCGCGAGAAUGUGGUUCCACCGCACUGCAGCGAAUAUGCGCGCUUUGUACUCUUACAUGGGCUGAUGAGCCUCCAAACCCACCUUCAGGCUGGCUCGAGAUUAACACUUGGGAUUGAAGUGGGGAGACUCCAUGCAUAUUCAAGGACCUAUGAUCCUCUUCACCAGCCCAACUGCCCGGGCAGCAGCAGUAACAGCGCACCCAUUUGGGCAAACACCAUCGACGCCGCCCUAGACACUUGGUCUACCUCUCUCUUCUCACUCCAACCAUCACUGUGCCUCGAAGCAGCCCGCCCCUUACACCGUGUGGCACAAAUUACUUUACACGUCAGUGUCCUCGAUCUUCACGCUCUCGCCAUGGAUCCCCAGUUUCCAUCCCGCCUUACCCAGUCAAAUACCGAUUCCGGGAUCUACUCUGCCAACGCAAAUACAACCAAGACGCUGACACGCCUGCAGCGCUGGGUUUACACCGAAGCCGCUCGUAACGCUUGCCGGUACGCGCUGUUAUUGGUGCAGGAAACUAUGUUCAGUGGGAAGCGCUACUUAGCUCGCGAAGAUAAUGUCGCACCGCGACCCUGGUGCUUGUAUGUUGCUGUGUUGACACUUUGGGUCUACGGCCAGGUUACAGAAGGCCCUGCUUUGGACGGAGAAUCUGCUGCCGGGGCUGAGGAAUACAUGAUUCGGAUGACAAGAGCAAUACAACACGCCGAUCCCACGAAACCCAUCAUCAGCGGUGCGAACCAGAUCUCUGGCCUAAUCCGGGCUGUGAGGGAUGCCUUGAUGGGAUGUCGAUGGGAAUUAUUGCAAGAGGCACAUUUCGUACUCCGGCGCCUCGGGGGCGAGACUGUGCUUGACGCCGGGGGUGAUAGAAAGACUUUAAUCUGA